Molecule: messenger RNA, 1353 nt
Organism: Suillus clintonianus
Lineage: Eukaryota; Fungi; Basidiomycota; Agaricomycetes; Boletales; Suillaceae
Exons: 5
Coding region: 1-1353 (450 amino acids)
Source: RefSeq, a predicted model, not a curated record
AUGGCAAAACUGGUAGUUCCCAUUUUACUAGGUCUAAUACUACAACCAGGGGUGAGGACUGAUGGUGAAGCACCAGAACGAGGUUGGGCAAAUGCCAACCGUGUCGCAUCUAGCACAAAGGAAAUGGGGCCAGGAACUCGACGUGACACCUUAGACGAUCACUUCGGUGAUUGGAAUUGGAAAAAGACGACAACACUUGGCCGUACGUUGAAGCGCAAGAUGGAAAACGCCAUAAAGUGGGAAUGGGAACAUCGUGUCGCCUUGUACGAUUUGGAAGGAACAAUUCAGCCUGUGCUGCUGGACGAGUGGGGAACAGAAGUCGAGAUGUGGGAGGAGGACAACACUCGCCCAAAUCCGUUCGAAAGCAAGCUUGCUUCUAUUACGCAGGCCACGGUAAGGUCACAGCUCGCAGAAUUGGAAGCACAAGAGCUGCGGGAAGGGAUCAACCACUCUCUCGACGACAAUGUCUCACCUAGCGUCCUCAUUAGUGGUGGGAUUGAAUUAGAAGACUUGCAACAACGGCUCAAACGCGACAUUUCAGACCUCUCGCUUCAUCCCACAGACAAUCAAAGAGAGGCCAUCAUUCAUAGAACUAAUGCACUACAGAGACGCAUCAAUUCCUGGACCCGCUAUCAACCACUCUAUAUGCCUAUUGUCUCCACGCUGCGCUCAUCAACGAAUCCAAGUCCAGGUGCCCCCCAAACACUUAAGCCGCAGGAUUUUCCACUCUAUCUACCAUCAGCUCUCAAUCAUCUCGACUGCAAUCACCGUUUAAUGAAGCACGAAUGGAAACUUCGGCAGGCACAAGCUCACGAUGCCCUCAACGAGCUCCGCUCCCACCUUCGUUUACGUUCGCACAUUUACAAAUUCAAAGACAAGAACUUACGGGGCCAAGCAGCUUCUACCCGUGCACAAAAUCUGAUUGCACGCGUCGAAGCAAAGAAAGAUGCGGCGGUAGCGAGAUACAGGUGCGCUCGUCAAGCGAUAGAAUCACUAAGCUGUCGGUUGGAUGAGAUGGGCUGGGAGGCAACACUUCGACCCCUCAGACACGAGGACAUUCGGCCUAUGGGCGAUUUCACAGGUGAUCGCACUCAAGGCACCGGGACAAUCUCGUGGAUCUGGCUGACGACAGAUGUCGACACCAGUCCAUCCGAGAAUGAAAGUGUUCAAGAUUGUGUUCAUAUCGAAUGGUGCAAGGCACGCGCACGCGCAGCUCGAUGGUCCGAGGAAGUAGAGUUGCUGGCCGAAGAAAUGAGACGAGUACUUGCCUUUCUGGAAUGGCAAGGCUCCUGGUGGCAUCAGUGCACAACGCUGCGCUCAUCGGAGAAGACUACCGAGCAAGAGGGCUUGUAG